Messenger RNA from Centruroides sculpturatus (bark scorpion), 4484 nucleotides. RefSeq lists its product as uncharacterized. Gene Ontology annotation, biological process: proteolysis. Gene Ontology annotation, molecular function: zinc ion binding; nucleic acid binding; aspartic-type endopeptidase activity. The coding region runs from base 1013 to 3397 and encodes 794 amino acids. The record is from RefSeq and is a predicted model, not a curated record. NCBI's taxonomy places the organism in Eukaryota, Metazoa, Arthropoda, Arachnida, Scorpiones, Buthidae. The transcript has a single exon.
CAAUAAUUCUAUUUAAUAUAUCUUACUAAAAUGUUGAGAUUCAUAAUUUCAUGUGUACUCUAUAUUUUAUACAAGUAUUUGUGUGGCGGUACGCCAUGUUUUUGUAAAUAGGGGUAGAUAUAAAUUUUAUUUAUCCUAAAUUCCUUUGUCUUUAACGUGUUUCUAGAACUUUCUAACCUAUUCCUUUUCUGUGGGUGGGGGACAACCUUUGUCCAAGGACAAAGGGGAGAAGACAAAGGGGACAUUAAGAAGCCCUGAGGCCAUCAGGAGAACGAACAAGACACUUUCGGGUCAGCGUCCGAGGUGUACAGACGUAGGAAACAGCAAGCAAAGGGUUUGUCACCUAGUGGGACAAACGGAGAAGGCUUGGAAGUCGUCUGCGAACGGACGAAAAUUAGAAAGACACCCAGAUUAAGACCUCAAGAAAAAACGCUCCCGAAUUCUCAAGAGACGGAAUCAAGAGGAAGGAAAUUGAGUUAAUUCAAGUACCGAUAUAGAGAAGAUCGGAGACUCCCAAGUUUACCCGGGUACCCCCACAAAUCUGUCCUUUAUACUUGUCUCUUCUCUUCGUAUCUCUUAAUUUCUUCACCCUUCUUCCUUAGCAUAUAAGCUAGAUUAAGGUAGAUUUAAGUAGUCGUAGUAUCUUAAACCAUAAUCUUUUUAUUGUCGCGAGCACGUGUUCUAUUUGUGAAAAUAUAGAAUUUUGUCGGACGGAUUCGAACUUGUGCACGUACUAUAGUUUGGGAUCAAGUGUGUUUAGUGUAAACGAACCAGGUGUACGAAGGACUAAGUAGCUGUAGUUGAAUAAAUAUCCUGUUUGAUUUUAUGGUUACUUCUUUGUCAUCCUUCCUUUGUCCUCCACACCACCACAAUGGCGUCCGCGACAGGAUCCCAACUAUAGUGUGGGUGCACGGUUCUUGAUAUUUUUGAAGUCGGUGACUAGAAAUAAGCGUGUUAUUACCUGUUGUUAAUCGCCUAUUUUAUAUAAAUAUAAUAUUUUUCUUUUGUUAUAAUGGCCACUAGUAAUUCAGUGGAAAGUUCGAGCUUCAGUGAAAGUGUUACCCCCGGCUCACCACUGGUCGUAACAGGGUUUCUGGGUAUGAUACCCAUGUUUUCUGGAUUACAGAGCGAUGUAGUGAAUGUGAAACAAUUUUUCUGUACGGUUGAUAAGAUUGCGCGACUAGCAGGUUGGAAUGAUGAGGUUAAGGUGGCCGUGCUACAAUCGAGACUAAAGGGUGAACCAUUAAAAACGUUUAUGUGCUUACUUGAACAAUACCCCGAGUCAUAUAUGGAUAUUAAGCGGGACCUGAUAAAAUGCUUUAGUAAGAAGGAGAUGGGUGACAGAGAUAUAAUAGAUCAAUUAAUGUCCAUAAAACAAGGGAAUAAUGAAUCGGUGACAGAUUAUUCAGUUCGUAUGCGAACCUUACUUGCCAGGGCGGCGAUAAGUCACCAAAGUAUAAGUCUGUUACGGGACGAUAUAAUUUUGGAACGUUUUGUAAGGGGUUUGAGAGGGGUCAUAAGGAGUAAUGUAAUGAGAAAAACUCCAAAAACUUUGGAUGAGGCAUUCGAGAUUGCUGAAGCUGAGGAAUCGAUUGAGGCCGAGGCCGGCGGCCGUUAUGAAAGGAGGGCUGUUAGUUCAGCGAUUGAGGAGACAACUAAUACAGCUGUAAAAGAAUGGGAGAAAGUAGAAAUAUGUGGGGGUCAGUGUAACGAUAAGAUAGAAAAGCUAGGAAGAAAAAUCGACGCGUUAACCGAAGCUAUAAGUAAGCUGUUAAAUAGUGAGGAUCAAGGGCCAAGAAGGGUCAACAAAGGAUGUUACACGUGUGGGGAAAUAGGGCACUUCUCCCGUAGAUGCCCAAAGGGAGCGAAUGAUAAUUUAAAAAUAAGUGAAGGAAAUCAUAGAGGUCAGCCCGGCGCUUCCUAUAUUAAGAUCAGUCUGGCCAGUAAGAUUCUACUAUCGCGAAAUGGGCUCCCUUUUGUUGAAGGUGAGGUGGAAGGUAUAAAAUUCUCUUUUUUGAUCGACACGGGGGCAGAGAGAUCCAUACUAGACCUAAGUUCGGUGAAAAGUAUUUCUGAGGCUAAGGUCAUUAGAGCCACCCCGGAAAACGAAAAUGUAGGGAUAAGGGGCAUAAAUGGUAGCACCACCAAGUGUGAAAGGACCAUAAGAACUGAGGUGAGAUACAAAGACCAGGCAUGCAAUGUGACAAUUGCUUGCAUGCGUCUACCGGGACACAUUGAUUUCAAUGGCAUAUUAGGCAUGGACGUGAUAAGUAAUCUUUAUGAAAUUAUCGACGGGGUGAGGAAGUCGACAGAACAUGCCUCGGCUAAAGUUGUCCAAGAGGGGGACAGCACUGUAUUUAGUAAUGUGGUUGAUAACUAUGAGAUUUGGAAAAAGGUCGUUACAUCUCAAUGGGGGGACGAGUUCCUUAAGCAGAUGCGAAAAAAACGCGAGUUACAAAGACGCGAGCAUAACGAAUUAAUCGGGGGGAUGCAACCCGAGUUCAUGAUGGAAAAUGAUGUGAUUGUGCACAUAAAGCCAGGAAGAAUGGGGCUCGGGAACAAGGUACGUGUUUGCGUAGGUGAGGAAAUGGUGGAUCAAGUAAUCUGGUCAUUCCACAGCUCUCCUCUCUCUGGGCACCUAGGUGCGGAGAAGACUUGUAACCUGGUUGAUAGGUACUAUUACAUAAGAGAUCUGAAAAAUCGAGUUAAACAGGUCAUAAGAAGGUGUAAGAUAUGUCAAAAGCAUAACUUGCAUAGGGGACGUGCCCCGUUUCAAGAAACCGAAACCUCUGCUAAUGGUCAUGAACGCGAUCAAGAUUGGGGUUUUGUUAAAAGAUUAAUCAUGUUAAGGGAAACCGCUUAUGAUCUGGGAAGGAGGCGAAAUCGGAGAAAUCGAGAAAGGAUAAAUGGCAAUAGAGGAUGUAGCAGCUGGAAGGAAGGCCAAAGGGUUUGGCUCAUGCGUAAAGGCAAAAGGAAAGGAAAAUUUUCGCCUAAAUAUAUGGGACCGUACAGAAUAACUCGGAUUCUAGGGCCAGUUACGGUGGAGCUGGGGGGUAACUGUAAGAAAGACAGGUAUAUUGUGCACACAGAUCGCAUAAAAAACUGCUACUCCCCAAUGUAUAAAGAACCAAAAAGGAACAGUCGUCGCCUCCAAAAAAAAAUGGGAAGCAUAGAUGGAGAAGGGAACGACGAAGAGGACGAAGAAGCGGACGAACAAAUAGCGACAUGGAUCCGUUCAAGAGCAGCAGCACAUCGUGAGCAUCCACCUCAAGCAAGAAGAGAUAGUAUAGAACAAGUAGGAGAUAAGACUGCGGGGGAAAAUGAUGUGAGACCCCAGCCUCGUUAUAACCUGCGAAGGGGGAGGAUCGAUUACCAUAAGUUGCACCAUGGUGCUUGAUUCUAAAGGGGGGGCAUAUGUGGCGGUACGCCAUGUUUUUGUAAAUAGGGGUAGAUAUAAAUUUUAUUUUCUCCUAAAUUCCUUUGUCUUUAACGUGUUUCUAGAACUUUCUAACCUAUUCCUUUUCUGUGGGUGGGGGACGACCUUUGUCCAAGGACAAAGGGGAGAAGACAAAAGGGACAUUAAGAAGCCCUGAGGCCAUCAGAGAGAACGAACUGGAUACUUUUGGGUCAGCGUCUGAGGUGUGCAGACGUAGGAAAGAGCAAGCUAGAGGUUUGUCGCCUAGUGGGACAAACGGAGAAGGCUUGGAAGUCGUCUGCGAACGGACGAAAAUUAGAAAGACAUCCAGCCAUAAGACCUCAAGAAAAAACGCUCCCGAAUUCUCAAGAGACGGAAUCAAGAGGAAGGAAAUUGAGUUAAUUCAAGUACCAAUAUAGAGAAGAUCGGAGACUCCCAAGUUUACCCGGGUACCCCCACAAAAUCUGUCCUUUAUACUUAUCUCUUCUCUUCAUAUCUCUUAAUUUCUUUACCCUUCUUCCUUAGCAUAUAAGCUAGAUUAAGGUAGAUUUAAGUAGUCGUAGUAUCUUAAACCAUAAUCUUUUUAUUGUCGCGAGCACGUGUUCUAUUUGUGAAAAUAUAGAAUUUUGUCGGACGGAUUCGAACUUGUGCACGUACUAUAGUUUGGGAUCAAGUGUGUUUAGUGUAAACGAACCAGGUGUACGAAGGACUAAGUAGCUGUAGUUGAAUAAAUAUCCUGUUUAAUUUUAUGGUUACUUCUUUGUCAUCCUUCUUUUGUCCUCCACACCACCACAUUUGGAUGAAUAUUUUGAAACUUUUAAUCAGUUGAAUUUAACUUAUGUAAAGUAAUAUUUUAAACUUGAUACUUAUUUCGCAAUACACUCUUUCUUUUAAACCAUGGUUUAAACUUAUUACUAGAUCUACUAAGAAACUUACCUAUUUUUCUUAGUUUCUUAAACAGUUCUUCAAAUUCAAUAAAUGAGAAAAAUGCAUUGACAUAAUUUUAUACUCAAACUCUUUCAUCAGUUAUGGGGAAACAUUGUGAAUACACAAAAUUAAAGCUUUUUGA